This is a messenger RNA of Marmota flaviventris (yellow-bellied marmot), 756 nucleotides long. RefSeq names its product cytochrome b-245 alpha chain (gene Cyba). NCBI's taxonomy places the organism in Eukaryota, Metazoa, Chordata, Mammalia, Rodentia, Sciuridae. Gene Ontology annotation, molecular function: heme binding. The record is from RefSeq and is a predicted model, not a curated record.
GGCGGGGCGGCGGGCGGGUCACAGGCCUCGGGUCGUCGAGUUAGGCGCGGUGACCGCGCUCAGCCGGGAGGCAGUGAGCGGCCAGCGAGGAGGCGCCAUGGGGCAGAUCGAGUGGGCCAUGUGGGCGAACGAGCAGGCGCUGGCGUCCGGCCUGAUUCUCAUCACCGGGGGCAUCGUGGCCACCGCGGGACGCUUCACCCAGUGGUACUUUGGCGCCUACUCCAUUGUGGCAGGGGUGUUCGUCUGCCUCCUGGAGUACCCCCGGGGCAGGAGGAGGAAGGGCGCCACCAUGGAGCGCUGUGGGCAGAAGUGCAUGACCACCGUGGUGAAGCUCUUCGGGCCCCUCACCAGGAAUUACUACGUCCGGGCCGUCUUGCACCUCCUGCUGUCCGUGCCUGCAGGCUUCCUGCUGGCCACCAUCCUCGGCACUGUCUGCCUGGCCAUCGCCAGUGUCAUCUACCUGCUGGCGGCCGUCCGCGGAGAGCAGUGGAUGCCCAUUGAGCCCAAGCCCCAGGAGCGGCCGCAGGUUGGAGGCACCAUCAAGCAGCCACCCAGCAAUCCCCCGCCCCGACCCCCAGCUGAGGCCCGCAAGAAGCCCAGCGAGGAGGAGGCGGCGGCAGCGGCCCCAGCGGUGGGGGGGGGGUGCCCAGGUCAACCCCAUCCCGGUGACUGACGAGGUCGUGUGAGGUCGCCUGCACUCCCCAGCGUGGCCGCCAGGGGGCGGCAGCGCCCCCAAUAAACGCAGUGACUGCCUGG